Messenger RNA from Neoarius graeffei (lesser salmon catfish), 7775 nucleotides. Its product is annotated as zinc finger protein 260-like. The coding region runs from base 4800 to 7100 and encodes 766 amino acids. Gene Ontology annotation, biological process: cellular developmental process; regulation of cytokine production; regulation of immune system process. Lineage: Eukaryota; Metazoa; Chordata; Actinopteri; Siluriformes; Ariidae. The transcript is spliced from 5 exons. Gene Ontology annotation, molecular function: protein binding; DNA-binding transcription repressor activity, RNA polymerase II-specific; RNA polymerase II cis-regulatory region sequence-specific DNA binding. The record is from RefSeq and is a predicted model, not a curated record.
CUACAACCAUGAAAACAACCUCAAAACCCCACCUGAAGUUCUCUCAAUUAAAGAGGAAGAUCCUGACAAUAAAGACUACCUCUGUACGAGAUCAGGAGCUCAGUAACACUCUCACUGAUUAUUCUACCUGACACAUUAUCUAGUGCACUGACAGUAUACUAGUGGGUUAUUUGGGAUGUAGCCUCUGUUAUAGAUAAUUUAAUCACCAAAUUAUGACUAAUUGAACUUGCAUGGUUUUUAUGUUUUUAGAGAGUUUAAUAUCAUAUGUAGGAGUAAGGAAAACUAAAUAAUUUUUUUCUUUAAAUACAUACAUUUAAAUAGUUACUCCUACAUUUGCUCCAGAACAACACUGGUUUCCAGCUCCAUGGAUGUCAGGGCUCGUGCAGGUCCUUGAACUCCUUGAAAAGUGCUGGAAUUUGAAAACUCAUUUCAAGGGCACUUGAAACUCUUUGAAAAUAGGAAAAAUUCCUUGAAAAAUCAUAAAUACUCCUUGAAAAAAAUACUUAAAUUCUUCCCAUGUAUUUAGGUGUAAUAAUAAAUUAAAUUAAAAAGGAAAAAUUAGAGAAUAUAGAAAAACGAUGACACGACGGUCAUUUAAAAUGAACACUCUGGGCUUCCUGUGUUUUCGCACAUGCACUUUGGUUCUCUGGUGCCAUAUUGAAUUCUCCUGUUGAGCAUGCAGGCGUGCACAAGAAGAGAGAGAAAGGCGUGCAAAAGGAGAGAGAAAGAGUGCUUGAAUCAGGAUGUCAGUGAUGAAAUUUUCGCUAUGCAAACAAGAAGGAGACGUAUACUAGAAGAUUCAUUUCAACUGAAGGAGAGUGUUGACAAGCUGAUGGAACUAGCAGAACAAGAACGCAAGAUAGUGCAUGUCACGAAAGCCAACAGCUUCAAGAGGACAAUAAAGGAUCUGGAACUCGAGGCUAAUGAGGUGAACGAUAAAAUUGAAGUGCUAAAGAAGAAGCUCAAGCAUUAACGUUUUUAAUUUUGAGUGAACCAAAUCGCUUAGCCGCAAUGGUUACAUUGCUAUAACACAGAGACAGUUUGUUGCAAACAAAUUCUGCUGUAUACAGUUUUUUAGAAAGUUUUCCAUGUUUAAAUUUGUUGUUGAAAUGUAACAGAUUUCAUCAGUGAUAGUGUUUCUAACGAUUGUUUUCGAAACCUGUUUUAAAAUAUAACAAGCAAAAAUAAAAGAAACGAAUAAAAUGUAACACCUGUGCAAAGGCCACGUUUUUUUCUAAUAACAAACGAAACAAAAGGCUCGGCUACCAAGCUUCGAACCAUGAGCGACUUUAACGAUCGUAAAUUCCAAAACUAAACACCUCAAAAAGCAAAGAAGACUAAAUAUAAACACAAACUAUGUCGAUAUCAUGGUUGUGAAACUGGUUGUGGAGUAUUUUGGAAAGGUUUUUGCAAUCCAAAACGCCAGUUUUCCCUCAUUCAAAAGUUCAAUCAAAUGUUCAUUAUCCUGAUUGUACCCAUCGUGAUGUGGCCCUUGAAAAUUUUGAUUUUGGUCCUUGAAUACUCCUUGAAAUGUCCUUGAAUGUUUUCACAAAAAUCCUGCACGAACCCUAGAUGUAAUUAUUUACAAUAUAUGGCUAAAGUUUGUGCACCCCGACCAUCACACGCAUAUGUGGUUAUUCUCCAAACUGUUAUCACAACAUUAGAAGUACACAGUUGAAUGUUUUUGCAAGCUGUAGCUUUCCAAAUUCUCUUCACUGGAACUAAGAAGCCAAAACCUGUUCCAGCAUGACGAUGUCCCUGUGCACAAAGCAAGCUCCAUGUGCGUCAAGUUUGGAGUGGAAGAACUCUAGUGUCCUGCACAGAACCCUGACCUUGAACCUACUGAACACCAUUGGGAUGAAGUGGAACACCAACUGCACCCCAGGCCUCCUCACCCAACAUUAGUGCCUGACCUCAUGAAUGCUCUGGUGGAAAGUAUUCCCAGAAUAGUGUAGCUUAGUUGAAAAGCAAACAGGAUUGAAUCUGGAAUGAGAUGCUCAACAAGCAUUUGUGUGUGUGAUGGUCAGGUGUCCAAAUACCUGUAUACAGGUUUAGGGGAAUACUGGUGGUGCAUCAGCAUGGUAUCAUAGCUCUAGGGUUGUGGAUUUGAUCCUGAGCUCAGAUUAUUGUCUGUGUUGAGAUUUGCAUGUUCUCCCCAUGUUUGUGGAGGUUUCCUCUGAGUCCACUUGUUUCCUUCAGGUAUGAGCAAAUAGGCUAUGCUUAAAUUACCACUAGGUGUGAACAAGUUUGUUCAUGUGUGGGUGCAUGAUUCCCUGCAGUGGACUGGCGUGAGUGUAUUCUGGUUUACUCUUGAAGUGGGUGUUGCCUACACGUUAAAAAAAUUUAAUUUAAAUGCCACUGGAAAAAUGUGUAGAUCUAGAAAUGCCAGAAGUGUCAGCAUGCUCAAAUAGGGAAAUGAGUGGUUUGUUUGUUUAUUUAUUUAUUUGAUUGAUUUGAUAUAUAAUUUUUAUUCUGCACACAUUUAGACCACUAUAGACUCAUGCACACCUGCAACAUGUCAUAGCAAUGACUUCAUGAAUUUUUUCAAUGAUAAAAUUGAAAAUAUCUGACAAAUUUUAAACUAAUAAUUUAAGGCCAGACAAGUAGAGUAACUCUGUAGUUAACAAUAUAAAUGAUUUAACAAUUAGAAUAUUUUACUCCCCUUAGAGAAAUCGAACUAAUUUAAUUAAUCUCCACAUCAAAAUCUUCAACUUCUAUACUAGAUCCCUUACCUCUUCAAACAGAUAAUACCAGAAGCAAUUGAACCUCUUCUAAAAAUAAUACAUUCUUCCUUUAGAAUUGACUAUGCACCCAAAUUCUUUAAACUAACAAUUGUCAAACCCCUGAUUUAAAAAAACCUGACCUGUCAGCUGUCCGAUUAUAGGCCAAUAUCAAACCUCCCAUUUAUCUCCAAGAUCCUAGAAAAAGCUGUGUCACAGCAGUUAUGCUCCUAUAUCUACACAGGAAUAACAUCCAUGAAAUGUAUCAGUCAAGAUUUAGACCUCAUCAUAGCACUGGUUAAAAUAGUAAACGACUUACUGUUGGCAUCUGAUCAGGGCUGUGUCUCCCUGCUUGUAUUGCCUGACCUUGGUGUAGCCUUUGAAACCACUGAUCAUUCCAUUCUCCUGGACAGACUAGAAAAUGUUGUGGGAGUUAAGGGAACGGCCCUCUCCUGGCUCAGGUCUUAUUUAACGGAUCCCUAUCAGUUUGUUGAUGUAAAUGGUGAUUUUUCUAGACAUACUGAGGUGAAGUUUGGUGUUCCACAAGGUUGUGUAUUAGGUCCACUGCUUUUUUUUUCUUUAUAUAUAUAUGUUACUUGUGGGUGAUGAUAUUCGUAAGCAUGGUAUUAGUUUCCACUGUUAUGCUGAUGACACACAGUUGUAUGUUUCUGCAAAGCCAGAUGAGAGACAUGAGCUUAAUAAAAUUGAGGAAUACGUAAAGGAUAUUAGACACGGGAUGCUUAUUAACUUCCUUCUGCUGAACUCUGACAAGACUGAAGUACUUGUACUAGGACCACAUGCAGGUAGAAUUAGGUUUUCUGAUUACACAGUAACUCUGGAUGGCCUUUCUGUUUCUUCACGUGCAGCAGUAAAAGACCUCGGUGUAAUCAUUGACUCCAAUCUUUUUUCAUUUGAAACUCAUAUCGAUAACAUUACCCGGAUAGCUUUCUUUCAAUCUCAGAUAAAUAAAUCUCAGAAAUAUUGCUAAGAAAUAUAAUGUCACUACAUGAUGCAGAAAAACUAGUUCAUGCUUUUGUUACCUGUAAGUUGGAUUAUUGUAAUGCAUUACUGUCUGGAUGUUCCAGUAAGUGUGUAAACAAGCUCCAGUUAGUUCAAAAUGCGGCAGCAAGAGUCUUUACUAGAACUAGAAGAUAUGACCACAUUAUCCCUGUCUUAUCCACACUGCAUUGGCUCAAAAUCAAAUUUUGUGUUGAUUAUAAAAUACUACUAUUGACCUUUAAAGCACUGAAUGGUCUCGCACCACAGUACCUGAGUGAACUUCUGGUCCUUGACGUCAAAAGGUGCAGGCCAUCUGCUGGUACCUCAUAUAGUGAAGGCUACAUCAGGGGGCAGAGCCUUUUCUUACAAAGCCCCACAGUUAUGGAACAGCCUUCCAAGAAGUGUUCAGGAUUCAGACACACUCUCGGUGUUUAAGUCUAGGCUGAAAACAUAUCUGUUUAGUUAAGCCUUUUGUUAAUAGUUUUUAAUUAGUUAAAGGAGUAGAUCUGGAGGGUUCUCAGGAAUAGAGUGUUUUGGUAAACUGGGAUGUAUGGAUGCUGACAUACACCCCACUCUCACUUGCUCACUCAGGUUUGUUGGUGGUGUGGUGGCUGCUGCUUUAUGUCCCAGGGCACCGUCAUGUCUGUGUUACCUUCUGGCUCUCCCCUUUUAGUUAUGCUGUCAUAGUUAGUCUUGCUGGAGUCCCUGCUUGCACUCAGUGCAAAAUGUAUCCUGUUCUUAUACUCGUACAUUAGGUGAUAUUGGGCAUACCUAACAAGCUGUGUUCCCUCACCCCUGUCUCUUCCCUCUGUCUGUCCCUCUGAGUUACUUGUCAAUCCUGAGACACCAGUGGUGCUGACCUCUUCUGUUCCUCGGACUUGCCUGAUCCAUCCUGAUGCCCUACGUCUGGCUGGAGUCUUAUCUCAUAACACCUGUGGAGGACGGCCGUGUAUGGACAGUUGAAAGUCACACUUGGAAGACGCACUGGACACUUACAAUUGUGAAGUUUGCAAAUCCUUCUUCUUUCACAAGUGUGAGCUUCAUGGACCACCCCUCUUCAUCCCUGAUACUCCUGUUCUCAUGGGAGUUCCUGACCGAGCCAGGCAAACACUUCCUCCUGAACUAGAGAUUCGGAAGUCCGGUAUUCCUGACGCAGGCCUGGGAGUGUUUAAUAAGGGGAAGACUGUUCCAGUAGGUGCACACUUUGGACCCUACCAGGGAGAGCUGGUGGACAUAGAGAAAGCCAUGAAUAGCAGAUACUCCUGGGUGAUAUGCAGGAGCAGGCAGUGUGAAGAGUACAUAGAUGCCACAAGAGAAAUGCAUGCAAAUUGGAUGAGGUAUGUGAAUUGUGCUCGUAAUGAUGAAGAACAGAAUCUUGUGGCGUUUCAGUAUCGAGGGGGAAUUCUGUAUCGUUGCUGUCGACCCAUUAACCCAGAACAGGAGCUCUUGGUGUGGUAUGAUGAGGAGUAUGCCAAAGAACUAAGUCCUGCAUUUCACAAGCUCUGGAACAAAAAGUGUUCCAUGAAUGACAAACACAUCCAGAGAUGCUACUAUGAAGAGUAUUUGAAGCCAUACGAAUUGGGAGAUGUUAAACACGGUCUUCAGAUCCCCUCCAAAGGCUUCAGUAGUCAGCCAACGUCAUCUGAUACUCUCAGUUCUGACACUUCUAACAAUGAUGACCAAAAGGAAAUUUACCAUUGCUCAGGACAUGGAACAAAUUUUGGUCAUCGGAGUGCUCAACAACAUGAACAAGUUCACCCAGGAGAGGAGCCAUAUCAAUGCUCCCAGUGUGGAAAAAAUUUUACUCAUCAGCGUAAUCUGCAACAACACCAGCGCAUUCACAGAGGUCAGAAGCCAUAUCACUGCUCACAGUGUGGAAAGAGUUUUAUUCUACAGAUUUAUCUUCAGCGUCACCAGCGCAUUCACACAGGAGAGAGGCCAUAUCACUGCUCACAGUGUGGAAAGAGGUUUACUAAUUAUAGUAAUCUCCAACAACACCAGCGCAUUCACACAGGAGAGAGGCCAUAUCACUGCUCCCAGUGUGGAAAGAGUUUUACUCAUCAGAGUCAUCUCCAACAACACCAGCGCAUUCACACAGGGGAGAAGCCAUAUCACUGCUCACAGUGUGGAAAGAGUUUUAUUCUACAGGGUGAUCUUCAGCGUCACCAGCGCAUUCACACAGGAGAGAAGCCGUAUCAUUGCUCACAGUGUGGAAAGAGUUUUACUCAAAAGCAUUAUCUCCAAAAUCAUCAGCGCAUUCACACAGGAGAGAAGCCGUAUCAUUGCUCACAGUGUGGAAAGAGUUUUACCCAAAAGACUCAUCUCCAAAAACACCAGCACAUUCACACAGGAGAGAAGCCGUAUCAUUGCUCACAGUGUGGAAAGAGUUUUACCCAACAGACUCAUCUCCAAAAACACCAGCACAUUCACACAGGAGAGAAGCCAUAUCACUGCUCACAGUGUGGAAAGAGUUUUACUCAAAAGCAUUAUCUCCAACAACACCAGCGCAUUCACACAGGAGAGAAGCUUUAUCACUGCUCACAAUGUGGAAAGAGUUUUACUCAAAAGCAUUAUCUCCAACAACACCAGCGCAUUCACACAGGAGAGAAGCCGUAUCAUUGCUCACAGUGUGGAAAGAGUUUUACUCAGAAGCAUUAUCUCCAACAACAUCAGCGCAUUCACACAGGAGAGAAGCCAUAUCACUGCUCACAAUGUGGAAAGAGUUUUACUCACAAGUGUACUCUUCAGUCACACCAGCGCAUUCACACAGGAGAGAAGCCAUAUCACUGCUCACAGUGUGGAAUGAGUUUUACUGUAAAGAGUAAUCUCCAACAACACCAGCGCAUUCACACAGGAGAGAAGCCAUAUCACUGCUCACAGUGUGGGAAGAGUUUUACUCAAAAGCAUUAUCUCCAACAACACCAGCGCAUUCACACAGGAGAGAAGCCAUAUCACUGCUCACAGUGUGGAAAGAGUUUUACUCACAAGUGUACUCUUCAGUCACACCAGCGCAUUCACACAGGAGAGAAGCCAUAUCACUGCUCACAGUGUGGAAUGAGUUUUACUGUAAAGAGUCAUCUCCAACAACACCAGCGCAUUCACACAGGAGAGAAGCCAUAUCACUGCUCACAAUGUGGAAAGAGUUUUACUCACAAGUGUUCUCUUCAGUUACACCAGCGCAUUCACACGGGAGAGAAGCCAUAUCACUGCUCACAGUGUGGAAAGAGUUUUACCCAACAGAUUCAUCUCCAACAACACCAGCGCAUUCACACAGGGGAGAAGCCAUAUCACUGCUCACAGUGUGGAAAGAGUUUUACUCAAAAGUGGAAUCUCCAACAACACCAGCGCAUUCACACAGUACAGAAGCCUCAUCACUCCUGACAGUGUGGAAAGCGUUUGUCAAUAGGGUCUUCUUUGCAUUUACCUGUGCAUUCGCACCAGAGAAAAGUAGAAUCACUGCUUAAAGAGAGGCAACACAUUUAUUCAGUUACAUUUAAGACGCACGAGUGCAUGAACUCAGACAUUGCAUGUUUUCAAGUUGUCAAAUUAUGUUUGUUUAUUACUGUUUUUCCUGGAAUUAAUCUAUAUUUUGAAAGGUAUAUUUCAUUUUAUAUUUAUCUUGACUUUUUGUGGAAGGCAGUAUAUGUAAACUUUUCGCAGUGUUUAAAAUUAGACCAUUGAUUGCAUUUAUUUAUUUUUUUGCCAGGGAUCUCAGACGUCUGCUAUUUAGCGGAAUUCCGCUAUUUUUCUAGCCAAAGUGUUUGUUUUUUUUUAAAUCUCUUGUAUAUCCGUUAAAAAUAUGUUUAAGUAAAAUGACCAGCAGAAUACGUUCUGAUUUGGUUUGCUUGUUUAGCGAUGUUUUCGUCGGCUUAGUUUGUUCUCGUUAUCAUUCGGGAACACUCGGAAAUUAAAUUGAUGUAAAUACCGCGAGACUGUACGCGAUAGAAUGAGAAAGCAAUAUGGCUGCGCCCAUUUGCUAGAAAACGUGUUUUAACUCCGUUCGUGCUUUUGUUUCUAAAAUGCGUUUGUGGCAGCGGGGGCGUGGUCAAGCAUCGG